Lytechinus pictus (painted urchin) is the source of this 531-nucleotide messenger RNA. RefSeq lists its product as uncharacterized. Lineage: Eukaryota; Metazoa; Echinodermata; Echinoidea; Temnopleuroida; Toxopneustidae. The record is from RefSeq and is a predicted model, not a curated record. The transcript is spliced from 4 exons. Bases 1 to 531 code for a protein of 176 amino acids.
AUGUUUGGAUUUCAGGGGGCGCGUGGAAUUGCUAUUAACUCCAGCAAAUGCAGUGAGUCAACCGUCAACGUGUCAGUUGGCUGUGACAUCAUCGGUCUUACGUUAGACCCGAUGUUACUGAUUGAUGGCGCCUUACCAUCAGGACCUUAUAUUGCUUCUAUACCAGUCUUCUUUACGUGCCAAACAACAUACAUGCAUGCUCUCUCUGACUUCAACAUGUGCAACGGGCCAAGUGGUUGGUUAACUUCACCAGAGAACUACGAUUGUCUCGCUCCAUGCCCCAAAGACACAUGGAGCAACGUGGAUGUGACCUUGACAACAGGGCAGUACUUUUCUAGCGAUGGCGUCUAUGAGCACAACAGCGGCUUGGACUUUUCAUGCUCAGUUGGAACUUUGGAAGGAACCUCUACAACAUUCUGUGAGGAUGGAAACUGGAGUCCCGAUGCCUCCUCUGUCAAAUGCAAUCGGCUAUUCCUUCAAGGCCAGCCUUGUACCUUGUUUGCCGGUCUUGUUUCUUCGAGAAGAAGUUAG